Molecule: messenger RNA, 654 nt
Organism: Suillus subalutaceus
Lineage: Eukaryota; Fungi; Basidiomycota; Agaricomycetes; Boletales; Suillaceae
Exons: 3
Coding region: 1-654 (217 amino acids)
Source: RefSeq, a predicted model, not a curated record
AUGUCUUACCUUUACUGGCAGGAUUCAGAGCUGUACAAUCAUGUCAAGGCAUCACAAGCAGGGCAAUCACAAGCGACUGCCGAUGAUGGUCAGUCGACUCAGCAGGACUACCUGCCUUCUGCUCUAGUGAAUUCAUACAAGGAUCCUACGCCCGCUGAUACUCAACAUCAAGUCAUGUAUGGCAUGAACUCGACGAGCAAUGACCAAGUACUCGCUCCUGUUGGUCUACAUGACGCGGGCCUAUCCGAAAGUGAUGAUUCAGGCCCACUUCCAAGUGAUGUCUCGGUACCACUUCCACUCCUUGAUCAACAAAUCGGUCAGCCCAACAUUCUUAGGUAUGAAUCCCUCAUAAUCCCUAUUAUUCGGAACAUCAACUCGUUCAAUAGUGCUGUUGGACAACCUUCAAACGACGGUUUUCCCACACAGAUUCCAUGCUUGUGGACUGACCAUCAAGGCAAGUGUGACUUUUCUGUGAAUACUAUCAAGAGCAUGCUCACGCAUAUAUCAUCACAACAUCUCCGUAAGAAGCAGCCAUCCGCUAGUCAGGUGCAAUGCCACAUUUGUUCGCCUCCAAAAACCAUCAGGAGAGAUACAAUCCGCCGGCACAUCCGGGAAAUACAUUACGGAGACAAGUGUCGCCGUAGACACUCCUAA